CGUAGGUGCGGAUAUUUAUAGGAACCAACGAUCGAAGCGCUCGCUCGAGGCUGUGUCAGAGUGUCAGUACCGGUCUUACCGCGAGUGAAGGCAUCGUCAUGGAGGAGGUGAGCGCCGAGGCCGCGGCCAUGGCGAGCGGCGUCGGGCCGGAGGGCGCGACGAUGAAGGUGGUGGCCGCGGUGGACGCGAGCGAGGAGAGCCUGCACGCGCUGUCGUGGGCGCUCGACAACGUCGUCCGGCCCCACCCCGGCGCGUCCCUCGUCGUCGUCCACGUCCAGCCGCGCGCCGACCACUUCGCCUACCCUGUCGCCGGGCACGGCCUACAGUACGUCCCGCCCACGGCGGUGGACUCCGUGAGGAAGACGCACGAGGAGAACUCCCGGCGAGUCGUGUCCGUCGCGCUCGACGUGUGCAGGCAGAAGCAGGUGAGCGCCACGGCGGCGGUGGUGGAGGGCGACGCCAAGGAGGCCAUCUGCCGCGCCGUGGAGGACAUGCACGCCGACCUCCUCGUCCUCGGCAGCCGCGGCCUGGGCAUGAUCAAGAGGGCGUUGCUGGGCAGCGUGAGCGACUACCUCGCCCAUCACGCCUCCUGCCCCGUUCUCAUCGUGAAGCCGCCCAACAAGGCGCACCACAAGUGAAGCUCCAACUCUGCUGCCACUGUCGACUGAAUGUCUCGAGUGCCUCGUGCUUCCAAUAAAGAUGUGAUCGAGCUCAUGUGCAGUACUCUAUGAACAUCCUAGAAUGUAGGGAAUAAACUGUUGUUUGGCCGCAAGCACUUGCUGAAAUUUUUAAUCUUGGUUAGUGCAGUUGUUCCGAUGCAUUACAUUGCCAUGGACGUAGUGUUCUUUCUUCCCUGAAGUACAGAGUGCGGUG
This is a messenger RNA of Triticum urartu, 873 nucleotides long. Its product is annotated as universal stress protein PHOS34-like. The record is from RefSeq and is a predicted model, not a curated record. Lineage: Eukaryota; Viridiplantae; Streptophyta; Magnoliopsida; Poales; Poaceae.